Aspergillus homomorphus CBS 101889 is the source of this 1276-nucleotide messenger RNA. RefSeq lists its product as uncharacterized. NCBI's taxonomy places the organism in Eukaryota, Fungi, Ascomycota, Eurotiomycetes, Eurotiales, Aspergillaceae. The annotation marks the transcript as partial. The transcript has a single exon. The record is from RefSeq and is a predicted model, not a curated record.
UUCCUCCCAUAUAGGCCGCCGUCUCUGUUACUGAAGACUUUUGGUCUUUUUAAACUUUUUCCCAAAACAAACACUCAUACGCCCAGCCAUACCCAGGCCUCACACCCCGUCAUUCCCUCCGCAGCCAUGAGCCAGCCACCGCCGUAUAGUGCACUCGCCAGGCAGCCACGACCCAGACCAAUGCUAUUCUUGAUCUGUGCAGCAGGCUACAGCUUCAUCCAACGCUACCCGCUGGCGCUGGCACGACUGGCACACUGGGCCCGCCUGGUGUGCGUGAGGAGCGAGAGCGAGCUCAUCGCGAAGUGGAACCUGUGGAUCGCGAACCCAGCGUACCGGAUCUCAGGCUUCGUGCUGGUGGACGGGGCGAUCCUGGAGCCAGACCACCGACCUUUCAUGAACCUUCUGCACCGACUGCCGCAUAUGCUCAUACCGUACGACACACCGCGGCCGCCGGUUCCCAACCCUCGGUUCCAUUACGUCGUGGCGCUGGACGCGGCGAUAUGGGCCAGCAGCCAGCCGGAGCGAUUCCAGCAGUACCUGCGCAGCAAGUGGGACACAAUGUGGACGGUAAUGGCGGGGUUCACGGCGUCGGUGGUCGAGCUGACGCUGACGACCGACUGCCACCCGGGGCUGUCGGAGCUGUGGUUUAAGGAGCCGCUGGAGUCGCGGGCCGUGUUUAUCACGGGUCCGCCGGCUCCCUUCCGCCGCACGUAUUCGAUCAUGUGGUCGCCGAACGAUGCGCUGUUGCGCUCGCGCGAGGAAGCCAGACGGGCGUAUGCGGACCGCGUCCGGUCCCCCUGCACGGGAUCCACGGCCCUGCCCUCCGCCGAUGGCAUCCUGUACCCCGAUGUCGAGCCCGGCCUCACCAACCGGCCUGACAGGCUCCCGCCGGAUAACCCGUGGUUGCGGCGGCGGCGCCGGCAGCGAGCGGCGGAGGAGAAGAGAAACCCGCGUCAUCACUUUGGAGUCGCCUAUCGAGUGUUGGAUUUUCCGGAACGAGUCAUAGCGUUCGUGGGGCUGCUCGAUGACCUCCCCGAGGUCGGGGCUUUAAUUCUGGAUGUCUGCGAGAUUACGAAUGGGAAUGCGGGCGCAAAUGCCGAGGCCUGGGCUUCGGACACAGACUCUGGCGAAGAGCAUGACGACGAUUACCUGCCGCGGCUGAUAUUGACGCUGGAGCCGGACGAGAUGGAUGGGGGGGAAGACUCGGAAGAGUGAGCUGUCUUGUCCAGUUAGAUGGAUUUAGUGGGCUGUGAUAGAGACCAGUGGGCAAGCGUGU